AUGCGAAUGAACUUUGGCACGCCACAUGAAGCCGAUCCUCGGAAUUACACGCAGCGGGCGAUUAUGCAACUUUUCGAGGCCGCUGGCUGUGUAAAUGGAGACAUCGACUACCAGAUCAAUGUGUCAAUGAUAGAGAUCUACAAUGAGAAAAUUAGAGAUCUCCUCUCACCAUCUGUGCAGUCGAGUCCACCGUUGUCGAUUCGAAUGGGCGAAGAUGGACGGCUCUCGAUCCCGGGUCUACGGGAAGUAGUGUGA
Ostertagia ostertagi is the source of this 255-nucleotide messenger RNA. The record is from the annotation of a GenBank genome assembly. Lineage: Eukaryota; Metazoa; Nematoda; Chromadorea; Rhabditida; Trichostrongylidae.